AUGCCGCCUAUUUUCAAGAGCCGCUUCAGCCAUGGAGGGCUCUCAACCGAGGUUCAGGAGCCCACCUCCAUGAUCAUGGCAGUGGCAGGAGGCGCCGCAGCAGCUGGCGGUCUUGCGUUUCUCCUCUGUCAGACCCGUUGCCCCGGGGGCAUUACCGGUGCCAUCGGUGGCAUGUUGGGCGCCAUCAAUCCCCUGAGCUUGUUUAUGAAGAAGGAUGAGAAGGACGCGAAAGACGAAGAAAACGAAGCAGACAGCCUGAAGAAGCUGCAGAAGCAGGUUGAGACCGUCGAAAAGCAGCUUUGCAGUAUGAACUGCAAGCUCACCGCCUUGAUGGGCGCAGCUGCCGGUGCGGCUGCGGGCCACGCAUUCAAUAAGUUCCAGCAGAAAAAAGCCAAUCCUUUGGGAGGGGCCAUGCCGAUGCCAAUGGGAGGACCGCUGGACGAAUGGACGGCACCCCCCUUCUUCGUAUUUAUGAAGCAGCUUGCAGACAUGCAGAAGGACGUCAACGAAGCCUGCGCUCAAGUGCGAUUCCUCGGCCCCCAGGAUCGCGAGCAGACUCGUGCCAAUGACAAGCUAGUCGUGACAAAUUUCAUUUGA
This is a messenger RNA of Symbiodinium sp. CCMP2456, 597 nucleotides long. The record is from the annotation of a GenBank genome assembly. Lineage: Eukaryota; Dinophyceae; Suessiales; Symbiodiniaceae.